Messenger RNA from Caenorhabditis angaria, 6568 nucleotides. The record is from the annotation of a GenBank genome assembly. Lineage: Eukaryota; Metazoa; Nematoda; Chromadorea; Rhabditida; Rhabditidae.
AUGCCACCCAAGAAGGUCAACAACAACACCAAAGCCGCCGCCGCCGCCAAGUCAACGCAGUCUAAGGUUAGUUUAUUUUCUUUCGGGGUUAGGAAAAAUUAAAACAUGUCUUUGAACUUUUGUUGAAUGAUUUCGAAAUCAAAUUUGUUGUUUGAGAAACUUUAAAUGAAAGAAAAAAUCUGAAAUUUUUGAGAAAAAGUCAUUCAGUUUUAUACGAAAAUUCAAAUGUUUUUGCGCAAAAACCAGUGAAAAUAUGUUUGAAUUCGAAUGCGUUUGACAAACUUUUAUUGACAUGUUUAGAAAAUUGGCGGGAAACUUAGAAAUUUUGAAUUCUCUGAACAAUGUUGAUUUUCGAAACAUUUCGAAAUGUUUCGAAAAUCACUUUUUGGGAGAUGUUAGGCUGUGUCUAGUGAGAUUUGACUCUAAAACGCAUUUUAGUGUUUAGAAAUGUCAUUCCAAGCUCUUUUAAUGAGUCUAAAAGACAAAUAAAGACUUUAAAUUCAAGUUGUUGAUUUUCGAAAUGUUUCGAAACUUUUUCGAAAUGUUUCGAAAAUCAACAAUUCUAUUUUUUGAGAGAUGUGAGACUGGAUUUGUCUUUAAAACGCAUUUCAGUGUUUAGAAAUGUAAUUUCAAGAUCUUUCAAUGCGUUUAAAAAACAAAUCAAGCCUCACAUCUCCUAAAAAAUGAAAUUAGUGGUUUUCGAAAUGUGUUUUUAAUUUUUUGAAACGUGUUUUUAUUCCGUGAAUCAGCACAAAAACUGCUUCAGAAAUUUGAAAAAUCUAAGUUUCCCGCCAAUUUUCAACACAUCAUCAAAUAAUUUCAUAUUCAAAUUUUUUGACUCCAAAAACUCCGAAUUACAUACUGAAUUUUAUGUUAUAAUUUUGGCGUCAUAAAUUGUUAAUUUGAAAUUUUUGAUGACGUGUCAAAAAAAAUUCUGGUUGAUUAUUGUUGUCUGAUUUUUUCUGCUGAUUUUUUGUCUGAAUUUUCAUUUUAUUUUUCGGCUGAUUUUUUAUCAUCUAUUCUGUUAUAUUCUGAAAAUUUGAUCUUAAAAAUUUCUAUUAAAAAAAUUUCAAAUUUCCAACAUUUUUUGGCUUUCAAGAAAAAACUUCUAACUAUAAUUUUGAUGGAUUUUGAUUUGAUUUAAAAUUUUUAGAAAACUUUUCGGAAAAAACCUCAAAAAAUUUCUGGUUGAUUGUUGUUAUCUGAUUUUUUCUGCUUUUUUUUUGUCUGAAUUCUUAUUUUUUUUUCGUCUGAAUUUUUAUCAUCUAUUUUGUUAUAUUCUGAAAAAUUGAUCUUAAAAAUUUUUAUUUAAAAAAUUUCAAAUUUCGAACAUUUUUGGCUUCUAAGAAAAAAAAACUUUUCAAAAAAAAUCUAACCAUAAAUUAUGGUCCAUAAUUUUGAUGAAUUCCAAUUUCUUCUAUUUUGAAUCUUUAGAAAACUUUUCGAAAAAAACCUAAUUCGUCAAUUAAUGCAUAAAAAUUGCUUUACAUAGAAGUUUGAAAAAUCUAAGUUUCCCGCCAAUUUGAACAUGUCAUCCAACAAUUUCAUAUUCAAUUUUUUUUGGCUCCAAAAACCCCUAGCUAAAAAAUGAAUUUUAUGCUAUAAUUUUGGUGUCAUAAAUUGUGAAUUUGAAAUUUUUGAUGGCGUGUCAAAAAAAUUUCUGCUUGAUUAUUGUUGUCUGAUUUUUUCUGCUGAUUUUUUGUCUGAAUUUUUAUUUUAUUUUUUGUCUGAAUUUUCAUUUUAUUUUUCGGCUGAAUUUUUAUCAUCUAUUUUCUUAUAUUCUGAAAAUUUGAUCUUAAAAACUUUCACUUAAAACAUUUCAAAUUUCGAACAUUUUUGGCUUUCAAGAAAAAACUUCUAACCAUAAUUUUGAUGAAUUUUAUUAUUAUUUGAAAUUUUUAGAAAACUUUUCGAAAAAAAACCUUCUAAAACCUAUUUGAAUUACUUUUUUAGAAAAAAACCUCAAAAAGUUGUUUGAUUUUUUCUGCUGAUUUUUUUGUCUGAAUUUCAUUUUAUUUCUCGUCUGAAUUUUUAUCAUCUAUUUUGUUGUUUUCUGAAAAUUUCAUCUUAAAGACACGUAGAAAACUAGAAAUCGUUCAAAAAUCAAUAUUUGCAUGUUUUUUAUCAUCUUCCCAAUAGUGGAAGUACAUAAACAAAAUUGAAAAAUAUUGAGUUUAGCGAAAGUCAAAAAAAGAAAUUGCCUUUUUUGAAAUCGCUCAGCCGACGCGAAAUUUGGUGUUUGCACAAAUGUUCGUGAUUUGCCGCACAUGUGUGCAUUCUUAGCAUACCGUACCACCACUUUUUAUUCGUUUUUUUCUUUUUUCAAUCGAACAACACACAACUUUGAAAAAAGGCGCGCGUUCAAAUUUUGAAGAUUACGAACACACAUUUCUAGUUUUCUAUGUGUCUUUAAAAAUUAUUUAUUUUUGAAAAAAACUUCUAAAAUCUAUUCUUAAUUUUUUUUUGUUGAAUUUUUGUCUGAUUUAUUUGUUGAUUUCUUUUCAUUUUAUUUUUCUGGAGUUACAGUUUUCAAUUUUUCUUUUUUUGUUACAUUUCACUAGGACCUAUAGAUUUUUUCCAAGAUUCUAGAAACCUCCUUUUCAAGAUAUUUUGCGAGCUUGAGAAAAUACUUUAGACUUUCUAUAUGUUUCCUUUUGUCUUUAGAAUUUUCCCGAUUUGUUGAAAAUACCCUAGAUCUUGUAGAUUUCUUCAUUGACUUGUUGAUACUCUGGUGAACUUCUAGAAACCUCCCAUAGUCUUUAGACUUUGCACGAGCUUUUAGAAACCCUGAAUCUUAUAGGUUUCUUCGGUUAUUUAUAGAAACUUUUUGGGCUCCUGGGAAUAUCCCAAAGUCUUCGGAAUCCCCCCAAUCUUCUAGACAUAGCUCAGAUUUUGUUGAAUUAUUUCUGACUUAUAUAAUUUUAUGUGGAUUCUAUCGCCACAAGCUCAUAGAAAAAUCUCAGUUCUUGUUGAAUUGUUCUCUAAUUGUGAUUUAAAGAAACUUUAAUGAGCUUCUAGGAGACUCAUGAAGUCUUCAGAAUCUACCCGAGCUUCUAGAAAAACUUUAAUAUUCCCUGACUUAUAGAAACAUUUUUGAGUUUCUAGGAACAUCUGUAAGCCUUGAGAAUUUUCGUACGCUGUCAUAAAUAUCCAAGACUGUGUAGAACUCUCCUCUGAGCUUUUAGGAAUCACUCAAAACCUUCAGAAUCUGCGCGAUCUUUUGGAGAGCUUAGAACUUGUAGAUUUUUUUCAUCUUGCAGACACUUUGAUGGCCGGCCAUCAUGGCCCUAAAGAAAUAUCCUAGAGCCUUCAGAAUCCGCCCAAUCUUCUAGAAAUAAUCAAAAUGUUGUUGAACUUUGGUAAUUUCCCAAAACUUUCAAAAUCUGUGCAAGCUUUCAGAAAAACCUCAGUUCAUAAUGAUUUCUUCCCUGAUUCGUAGAAAAUUUUUCGAAAUUUCAAAAAUUUCGCCGUCAGAAUCCACAACCUUCUAGAAUUACCUUAGUUCUUGUUGAAUUCUUUUUUCGACCUAUAGGAACGUUUUAAGGCUUUUAGGAAUAUCCAAAAAGUCGUCAGAAUCUGUUCGAGUUUGAAUAAAUAUCCCGAACCAUGUAGAUUUCUUCUCUGGUCAAUAGGAACUUUUAUGAGCUUCUUUCUAGAAAUCUCCCAGAUUUUUCUGAAUUUUCCCAAGCUUCACGACAAAACUCAGCCUAUGUUGAUCUCUUCUCUAAUUUAUAGAAACUUUUUCGAGCUUCUAGGCAUACCACGCCCAGGGUGAGGCAUAUGCACGGCGCCAAUAAAAAUUUACUGGAAUUCACCUCGCCAAUUCGAGAUUUUCUUGAGAAAUAGCAAAUUUUUGCUUAUUUUUCCGUUAAAUAGUGGUCUAGGGACUUCUUCAGAAUCUGUCUUCACUGGCUUAUAGAAACUUUAAUGAUCUUCUAGCAGACUCAUAAAGUCUUCAGAAUCUACGCGAAUUUGUAUAAAUAUCCGAGACUUUGUAGAUUUUUUCUCUUACCAAUAGGAACUUAUACGAGUUUCUAGGAAUCUCCGAGAGCAUUUACAUAGAAUCUGCCCAAGUUUAUAGAAUCUUUUUUUCUGGCUUUUAAAGAAUUCAGAGUUUGUGCAAGCUUAUAGAAAUGUCCCAAACCUGUAUAUUUCUUCUCUGACUCAUAGAAACUUUGAUGAAAUUCAAAAAAUCACCCAUAUACUUUUGGAUGUGCACAAGCUUUCAGAAAUAUCCUUGAUCUUAGUGGAUUUCUUCUCUGACUUAUAGAAACUUGUUGAAGCUUCUAGGAAUCUCUGAGAGCCUUGAGAAUUUGCCUGAUGUAUCAUAAAUAUCCCAGACUGUGUUGAAUACUCCUUUGAGCCUCAUGAAAAUUCCAGUCUUCAUAAUUCGCACGAUCUUUUAGAAAUCGUCUAGAUUUUGUUGAUGUUCUUUCUGGCUCAUAGAAACUUUUUUGGGCUUCUAGAAACCUCCCAAAACCUUCAGAAUUUGCACGAUCUUCUAGAAAAAUCUAAGCUUUUGUUGAUUUAUAAAAAUUUAUUUGAGCUUUUAAAAUUUUCCCAAAACCUUCAGAAUUUUCGCGAGCUUUUAGGAAUAGCCUGAACCUUAUGGAUUUCUUCUCUGACUUAUAGAACCUUUUUUGGGCUUCUAGAACUCUUCUAGAAUCUUUUGAACUUCCACGAUCUUUUAGAAAUUGUCAAGAUCUUGUAAAUUUCUUCUCCGACUUAUAGGAACUUUUAUGAGCUUCUAGAAGCUUCAGAAUCUGCCCAAGUUUCUAGAAAAAUCUCAGCUCUUGUUGAUUUAUAGGAGUUUAUUUGAGCUUCUAAAAUUCUCCCAAAACCUUCAGAAUAUGCACAAUCUUUUAGAAAUAGUCUAGAUCUUGUAGACUUUCUCUCUGAUUUAUCAAAACUUUUUCGUUUUUCGAGAACUCUUCUAGAACCUUCAGAAGUUGCACGAGCUAUUAGAAAAACCUCAGCUUUUGUUGAUUUCUUUUCUGAUUCAUAAAAAAUUUUGGAGCUUCUAGAAACCACGAGCUAUUAGAAAAACUCUAGACUUUGUUGAAUGUGUUCUGAAUAUGAGUUCCUAUAAGUCCCCCAGAGCUCCCAAAAAACUGUAAUUCUAGAAUAAAUAAAAAUCAACAAGAAUUUCAAGAAAAUGAAAAUUUGGAGGGAUUUCAAAUCAAAAAAAAAACUAAAAAGCUGUCAGAAAAAAAAGACAUUUGAUUGAAUUUCAUUAUUUUUCAGGGACGCGGUCGCCCUCGUCGCUCGGCUUCUCAACCGGUUCCUCCUCCUCAACAACAACAACCUGCUUCUCGAAAUCGCGCACAAUCGAACACAUCAAGAAGAGAGCCAUCACCAUCGCCAUCACCAAAUCCUGCGCCAGUUGUUACUAAACGAAUCACGAGAAGCAUGACAAAGGAUGCGAGAGACGCGGAAGCGGCGGAGCGACAGCGACUUGGGAAGAAGCGCUAUUCAGUUGGCAAAACUUUCUUGCCACCCACUGUUAGUUUAUUUUCUUUUUUCCUGUAGCAAGCCUAGAAAACUUCAAAUCUCGUGGGAAAAAUUCAUAGUUCAUGUACAUAUUUCAGCCACCAAAAUGCACAAGACAAAUCGCCGAACGAUUGUCCGGAAUAUUCAGAAAGUCUAAGGACUCGAAAAAUUCGAAAGCAUCGAAAAACCCGGCGAAAAAUGUUCCAAAGCCGCCUGCAACUCGACCAGCACCAAGAAGAUCUGCCUCGCGAACUCGUCAAAAUCCGGAUGUUGGAAAUCGAGCGGAAGUUGUCCAAGAAGCUGCAAACCAAAGAAGCUCGGAAGAAGAAGAAGAUCAGGAUCAAGAGUAUACUCAUCAAGAAGGCUCGCGAAGAUCUUCCACUCAACAUCGCCGUCAAACUGAUUCGAGACGCUCGUCGACAAGUUCAAGAAGAUCUUCCACCAGCUCUUCUCACGGUGAAUCUUCAACUGGAUCUUCUGGCGCCCAAACUUCAACUGGAUCUUCUGGCGGCCCAUCGUCAGAUGACGAUGACGAGUAUCGGCACAGUGAUCGAAGAUCACGAACACCAUCUCCAGACAAUCGCCGCCAAAACUCGUAUCGUUCAAGAUCUCAUGCACCAGCUUCGUCUCGUCCAGCUGAAAAUCGACAACCUCGAACACCAGUCCGCCGCCACCAUUCAGUUGCUCAACUCAAUCAUCCAAGAGUAUGUUUUUUUUGGGGCUGGGGCUCGAAAAACCCUCUCUCUUCUUGUGAUUUUCCUCAAUCAAUUCAUUUUUUCCAGGCACCUUAUCUUUACAUCACGAAUCCAAGGGAAUUCGAGAAUGAUUGUCAACUCGACGAGCAUUUUCGUCGCUUUGGCAAUUUGCGAAUCGAAUCAACACAACAAUCGGUUAGUUUCAAAUCCUCUCAUUGAAUUUGCAAUUAUUUCAAUUUCGCCAUUUUCAGGGAUCAUCGUCGAGAAGAAGACGUCAACAACAAGAAGCCAGGACACAAUCCGAAUCGGAAUCAGGAGAAUCUUCGGAUGCCAAUCGCCCAUCAACAUCAACCAAUGUUCGCCGCGGAAACCGUCGCCACUGA